GGUCGAUGAACAAUACCAAGCAACCUCAUUGUCAACCAAAUAUUUGGGAUCUCGUCUGAAAAGCUUCAGGUAUUAUGUAGUUAUAUGCAAAUCUUACUCACGGUAUAUACAGCUGACUUAGCCGAAAUCUGUCUCUCCUUGCAUCUAACAGUGUCGCCAUAACAUGGGCCAUAUAUAUACAUAUAUAUAUAUAUAUAUAUAUAUAUAUAUAUAUAUAUAUAUAUAUAUAUAUAUAAUAUAUAUAUAUAAUAUAUAUAUAUAUAUAUAUAUAUAUAUAUAUAUAUAUAUAUAUAUAUAUAUAUAUAUAUAUAUAUAUAUAUAUAUAUAUAUAUAUGGCCCAUGUAUAGACAGUUUUCGCAUUUUAAUUGCAUGGAUAGGCGGAAAUUAAAGUGGCAAUCACAUGCAAUGGUUAGUACAAUAAAUCAUUGUUUGGACUCAUGGAUGAAUAAUUACCUAAAAUUGUUGGGGGAAAGCAGUGGAACACCUUAACAACUGUGAUUUAUGGUUACUGAAUUAAUGAAUUAUACAAGUAGUUGCCCUUAUCGUGGUUCAUGUUCCUUAUGUGCGCAAUUUCAUUAGAUCUGAACUCGCCUUAAAUCGCCUAAACUCGCAUUAUCUCGCUGGGAGAUUAGGCGAGUUACUAUCCCAGAGUAGGCUUCCUAAUUUUCAGCUAGCAUGCAUGUGCCUGAGUAUCGUAUUUUACGCUAAGGAAACACCAACUAAUUGAUGAAUCAUGCACAAAUGGAAAACUAGAGAAAACAUUGCUACUGUUUUGGCUAGAAUACAACAAGGAAAAUGCACAUUUAAUUUCAUAAACGGCAUAAACUUUAAACUUAAACUUUGAACUUUGUUUACAACGGCGCUAUUUCAUCGACGCUAUUACAAAUUUCAGCGCUAUUACAAAUAGGUGUAGGGGUUGGUGGUGGUAUAGACCUUGUGGAUUUAAAAGAAUAGAUAACAAAGUUUUAUAAAAAUAUGAUAAAUUUUCUUCAAUCUGGUUUCACAACCGUUUAUUCAAGUUACUCAGCAAAUUGUUCAUACAUAUAUCUUGAAUGCAUGGUUUGACAUAUAAUCCGGCCAAGUAUUUUUCAAAAAUUGCUCGGCAGGAUUAUAUACAAUAUAUUUAUUCUACAUAGGAUUUUUAUUGACAAACCUCAAAAAUAACUUUCUUUACAUUAUUUCAAGGAUUUGCACGGAUUAGGCCCUGCCAAUGUCGAAUAUUUUUUUCCAGAUAAAGUGUAAACUAAAAUUAGAUUUGGGUGCAAUGAGAUUUUUUUAAUUUUAUAUAGUCGUGGAAGUGGAACGAAUUCUGCAACAUUGGUUUCAUUAUAUAUCUACUUCCUCCCAACAUUAAUCCAAGUUGAAAUCGAUAAUGACAACCUUGGAAGACAAUUCCGUGCUGGAUUGGUAUCUUCUACAGGUGCCGGCGUUCAAAGGUUGACAUUGAGGAAUAGAUAUGUUCUGGCAAGAAAUAAUCAGCCAACUCCAGCUGCAAAUGUCGGUAAGUGCAUGAUGGAGAAAAUAGCAUAGUUACAAUAGUUAGGUCAAUCUCGAAAGAAUCUGGAUUGGAAUGCUCCUAUAUUGAUCAAUGGUACAGAAAACUCUACAAGGUUUGGAGGAAUAAAGCCAUUAUAUAGCAAAGAUGAUCUUACUCCUGUCUUAAGGAAGUCAUAUUUUCACCUCGCUUUGUUUGUUAGCUUCUGAGUUUGUGUGCCUAUUUAUAACUUGCAUAAUAAUAAAUCAGUUUGAUAUGAAAUUGGUGGAGCUAAAGGAUUUAAUUUUGGUUCAAUUUCGAGGAAAAUUGGAAAUGAAACCUACAAAUUAGAGUGUUUCCUGGAAUAGUUUUACGGGCUGAAAAUAACUUACUGUGCAAUCAAUCUCGUACCAAUGGAGCCAUCGCUGUUGGAUGUGUAUCUUGUAUGAGAAAUCUUAAACGAUAUGUUCUGUCAUGUUCACUGUAAUAUACUAUAUUUUGUAGCUGAUGUGAAUGAGUGUUCAUCUUCAACUCGCUGUGGUCCUGCUCAACGUUGUGAAAACUACGAUGGAACAUAUCGCUGUUACUGUAACCGUCCUGCACAAAUGAUUACUGAGUCUGGUCAAUGUAUAAGUAAGAACACGAUUUAUUGACUUUCAUUUUUUAGUAAGCAUGAGGCACAAGUAGCCGCAAUUUUGGAGUAAAAGGUUACUGAAUGCCCUGGAAAGCUGUCCCGAUUGAGAUUAAGCUAUUUAUCCCCCGAGAAGUUGGAUAAUUAAAACAAUGCAAAGACUUACGCAGAUCUCUCUCAAGCGGACACCAUUUUAAGCGGUCACAAUCCUCAUGUGGCAUGUUAAUAAAACACUAUUGUUAUAACAACUAUUUAACAGACACCUUCUUUACGGGGACACAUCUCUAGAAUGCCAAAUGUGCGUAUUUUUGACCAUCCAAGGCAAUGUUUUAAAUUUGCAAUUGAAUUAUCAUUUGAAUUACAUUUGCAUUGAUAUAUUACUUCUAUUUUUAGAUGUUAUAACAUUUCAAGGAGUUUUAAUUAUCACAAAUCUGGGCACUUUUGAUCCAAGCCUUCUCAUUAUCAACAGUAUUCCUUGGUUGCGGCUUGCUUUAUCACUCGAAAGUGCGGUAAGUCUUAGAAUUGUACUUGGAGGUGGGCAAUCUUUGGUAGCGGGUAAUUAUCGAACCUGAUAUUUUGUAAAAAAUCAAUAAAUUUGGAUUGCCAAAGCUACCCUUACACGACAUACUAGGCCGUAUUCUGUGUCCCCAAAAGUCGCGUAGAAAACGAUUUUCGUUGCCCCACUUCGAGAACUACUUUAAAUUUACAUGAAUCUAUAAAUUUGUAUACGCUGAGUAUGAAUUCACUUGUUGUCACUCGCAGAAACCCGCAGUUUUUUUUGUAUUUUACGAUCAAACAUCAACAAUUUUUAUUAAAAUUUCCGCCAUUUUAUUCAGGAAACUUCAUGUUAUGUACAGUACAGUUAUUGUACUAGUUCAAGUCAUUUAGCAGGGGGUAGCAUGCGGUAUUACGUUGUUUAUAUCAUUCUUCUGAGAAUAAUAUGCAGAAAUAAAUGAAAAUAUAGAUAUUUUUGGUACUAAAUAAUCAGGAUUUAAUCUAUAUUUCUUUAUUGCAUCAACUUUUGGGUUUUUUGGUUCAUCAUUAUAUGAAAUUGCAAAGUUUGUUACUAUUUCCAUUGACUCUCACUUGUCAUUGGUAAAGAUGUUUAUGUUAUUAUUUAUACUGAAAUUAUGUACGUACAUAAUUGAUAAUUUUACCCUUAAAAUGUGAAUAGGCAAUUUUCCUGGAUAAUUGGCUACUUGAAGUAUUUGUCAACAAUAAAGUUUUGCCGGUUUUAUUAGGAUAGGAACUAGGAAGAGAGAUUUCAAAAGAAAUUUUAACUUUGAAAUCUUCUAAGCGGGUGUUUAUAUGGAGGCGAGCCAGCCCAGGUGAGGUACCCGAGCUAGCUCUCUUUGCCGAGCUGAUUUCAUCUCAUGUUUACAUGAGACUUUUGAGGUGGGCUGGCUCGCCAAAAUAAAUCACUGGUCUCACAGCUAUAAAUAGUAUAAUAUAAAUAGAUUUUUAUAUCUCAAGAUCUUGCCUAGGCAGGCCAGCGCUGUCCUACCUAUGCGAGAUCCCGGUUCCCAUAAUCCCAUAUAAACGCAAGAUGAAUAUUAGUACAUAUUACAUAGCGAUGUUAGAUCUCGGCAAAGGAAGCUGGCUCUGGUAUCCGGGCUGGUUCGCCUCCAAGUCUCUAAUAUAUUAUAAUAUUGUAGUAAUUUAAUGUUGUCAUAAUGUAUGCAUGUAACCUUUUGUAGCAUAGAAUAGCCACAAUGUGGAAAUGCUAUUAAACCAUUAUUAUUGUUUAUUUUUAUUAUUUAUUAUUAUUAAAUAAACACCCCCUAAGAAAAUAUAAGAAUGUUUUUUACAUCAAUAGAUUGAUGUGAAUUGAGUAUUAUUUAAUGUGCAGCUGCAUGUUAUUCAGGAUCUAAGGCAUGGAAAAAAAGAGUCUUUUCUAGGCAGGCCAGCCCAACUGAGCGUUCUCUAGGAUUGGGAUUUUAAUUUUUCUUCGUUUGCUGACACUCAUAACUGUAAUACUCGUAUAAUAAAAAUAAUCUAAUUAAACCACAUUUCUACAAGACCUGUGGGCAAAGCCGCUUCGUUUGUCACUGCGUUGAUGAUUGGAACAGUGUCUCUGAAUAUAUUAGAACUUUAUCUUUUAAUAUAGUUUUAAGAUUGCAAUUAGCAAUAGACCUUACUAUAAUUAUCCUCUUUUACCCAAUGGCCUCGUUUCCAUGCUAACUUAUUUUAGCAUGUCAGGGGCAGAUAAAUAUUAUAUUCUCUCAUGUUUUCCUGGACGAAUUUGUUUCUUGCUGUUCUUAGGCUCAAUAACAUGGUAAUUUUCAACCCUAUACUAAGCACAAAACAUGAGUAAGUGUUUGAGAUGAAAACGAGGCCAUUGGGUAAAAGAGAAUAAUCGGUAAGGUCUAUUCUUAAAUUUUCUGAAUUUUAUCUAAUAAAUCUACUCUUAUAUAUUUUAAUUUUACUGUUCAUAUUUUAUUUUCGGGCCUCACUGAAAAUCACAAUUUGCGAAUGGGCUCCCUGAUGAAUGGACAUUUUUAAUAAAGUAAAGAUAAAUAAUAAAAUAACUGGAAAGAAGGUUUAUGUAACUAAUACAUAUUGGUAGGAAGUGAUGCCAGAUUAAUUUAAAUUUCUAGUGUCUGCCUGGCCUAAAUUUAAUUAUCCUGCCCUUCUCCAGUUGGUAAUGAGUGGCAAAUAGGAUUAGAGCUUAAGGUGAUGAUCUAUCAUGACAAUAUGUUGUAUCUAAUAUUCUUACGCAUUUAAACCUCAAAUGGCUUUAUCAAUUAAUGUUUCUGGGUGGCAUGACUUUGAGAUUUGCUUGUGUGAAUAUAAUUUUCGCUUAGAUGCUUUGUUCCAUCAAGCCCAUGCUUGCCUCAACAGUCUCGAAUAAAUUGAAAAACCAUGCAAGCUAUCUUGCAGUUGUUAUAUGGUAGCUGUAAUAAAUUGGGGCUAUUUCUGCAUGUGCGGCCACUAUUUGCUAAUACUUUAAUAGCAAUAAAGUGAUAAAAAAAUGGCUGGGUUAAUGGUCUAUUCUAUACACGAGCAAAGACGAACAAAGGAAAACAACGACCAACGUAUCAAGCGUCUAUAGACUUUAACAAUCUAGAACGUGAACUAAAAAACGCUACUUCAUUACAUAACUUUAAAAAACUAUUAAAAAGACGGUAUGUGUACGAGGUAUAAACCUCUCAUUCUCUUUCGUCCUCCUAUAUAUGACUUCUUUACUUAUACUUAUCUUUCUCUCUCAAUCUUUAUCUGUUUUCCACUCCAAACGUAUCGCGGCGAAGUGUAACGUAUAUGUAUUUGUUUCGUGAGCAUUCAGAUAGAAUUAGAUGCCCUUGAAACAAAGAAGUGCGUUGUGUUUUCUUUCGAUUGGAGUGGAAAUCAGACUUUAUUAAUACUCUUAAAUAAUUAUAUUGUAUAAAUGUGUUGCUGUAAAUAGUGCAUAAGGGGCCAUUCACAAAGGAUGUCCGGCCAAAUGAUAGAUUUUCAGACCCCUUCCCCCCUUGUUCGACAUUGUCCGAAUUAGCGACCCUCUCCCCAGACAUCCGCCAUGCCUCACAAAAACUCACGCAACCUUGUAUAUGCCAAGAGUAAAAACUUUUUUACUUUUGGAACUUUUUUAUAACUAUAAAUGUAUUGAAGGAAGGAAUUAGAUAAUAUUAUGAAGUGUUCAACUUGAUCCAAGUCUAAAUGGGGAGGAGAGUUCAAAAUAGAGGAAAAAGAAUUUUUUUUUUAUUUUUUUUUUUAUUUUGGACACCCGGAUUGCUAAAAAAUCCCCUCCUCCCCUAUGCCCGAGUUUCUCCUGAUUUUCCAAACCCCCCUCCCCCCUCGGCUCGGACAUCUUUUGUGAAUGGCCCCUUACUAAAUAUUGAAUUAAUAUACUGUAAUUUAAAGUUGCAGGACCCCACUGAAAAACAGUUCGGUGAUGUGGGUAUCCUGGAUAAAUAUGAAGAUAAUAAUACUAAACAACAAAUAGAUCUAACAUUUAUUAAACAACAAUUAAAAAACAUAAGCGUGUCGUGGUUUUAUGUGUGAUAAAAUCAUAAGCGUGUCGUGGUUUUAUGUGUGAUAAAAAUCAUGUUAAUUUACAUAAAGUUUAGCUUUGAUUUUCUCGGAGACAAAGUUUAUUUUAAAAAUUACUUCGCCAAUGAACGCGUAUAAGAUGAGUCGUUUUUUAAGCCUUAAAUAGCUCUUGUAGUCGUGUUUUAUCACAUAUAAAACACUGCGCUACGCGUCGUGUUUUAUAUGUGAUAAGACACUCCUACGCGUGCUUUAAAUACUACAUGUAUAACUGUGCUUUUUAUUCAUUAUUGACAAAAAUUUCAAAGAAAAAUUGCCUGUUCACAUUAUAAGGCUAAAAUUAUGUACAUAAUUUCAGUAAUAAAUAGAAUAAACAACUUUACCAAGGACAAUGAGUCUUUGUGGCGGUCGUUUGCAAUUUCACAUCAAGAUCAGACAAAAAAACCCAAAAGUUGGUGCAAUAGAGAAUAGUACAUUAGUUUCCGAUUAUUUACAAACAUAUAGCAGUACCUUUCGCAUUUAUAUUAUGGAAAAAUUCUGUAUUUUAAUUUUACUUCUGUAUACUUUUCUCAGAAGAAUGAUAUAAUCAGCGUAAUGCCGCGUGCAACCCCCUGCUAAGAGACUUGAACUAGUACAAUAACUGUAUGUAACAUGAAAUUUCCAGAACAAAAUGAUGGAAAUUUUAAUAAAAAAUGUUGAUUUUGAUUGUAAAAUACAAAAAAAACUGCAGGUUUGUACGCGUGACAACAAGUGAAUCCUUACUCAGCGUGUAAAAAUCUAUACAUUUUUGCAAAUUAAAAUUAGUGCCCGAUCGACAGCAGCGUAACUAAACAAAAACCGGUCACAGCAUACGGCCUAGCGACGAGCAACAGAAAUAUGCACACGUCCAAAGGUUGUUAGAGCCCAGAGUAUUCCUGUUAUUCGAGAUAUCGAAUUUUCGAUAUCCCGUUAGUGAUGCCCAUGCUCUUUCUCUACCAUACGUUAUUAUUUAAGAAAUAGAAAAUGAGUUGCGUAUGUUUAUAGUGUGAUAAUGCACGCAGUUAAUGUUGAAAGCGUGUAAGACACGAGGCGUAGUCGAGUGUUUUACACGCUUCUCGAGUAUUCUUUCAAUAUUCCCGAAUGUAUUAUCACACCAUAAACGCAUGAGACAAGUUUUUCUAUUUCUAUUAUAAUAUAAGUAGAAGAUAUUACAUAGCAAACAAUUUUACUCCAAAGAACAACUUUGAGUUUCUCAAUCAAUUGAAGCUGCUUUGGUAAACAGAAACCUCGAAUUUGCGAUAAAAAAUGAGCAGUUUGAUUUAUUUUGAUUUGUCGUAGCCGGAAGGCAUGUGCAUGCUUGCUGCUUUGCCAGAUGGUUGUGGGAAAUCACUGAUUUAUUCAGACGUACAUGCCCUUUCUUAUGGCGUUGAAUCCUCGACCGUUUUUCGAAAGACGAAGUUUUCCAAUAGACUAACAUCAUUAAAAAUUCAGCAACUUAAAGUAUACCAACAUCAUCAAUACAUAUUCAAACUGCCUUUUCUACCAACUUCGUAACACUUAGUAUUUUGAUAAAGUACGAAACAACGUUUAACUAAUAUUUAGUCAUCAUUAAGAAAACUAUAGUUUAUGCAAGAAUGGUUUACUGGACUAUACUCAUCUGAUGCAAAAUGAGUACUUUGUUGUCUUCCUUGUCUUGGAUUUAACAUACUAUUGUUGACCGCAUCUUUAUUGACGUCUAUCUGCAAAAUCUCAAGCUAAUUUUGCAAUGGAAUUAUAUCGCUUUUGUUUUCAUUUUUUAAGUUUUAAAGUCAUUUAGAGCAAAAAGGUUCAGGUCUCGAAGAUUUUGACGAUCUCUUAUUUAUCUCUUAUUGUAGAUUAACGCGGCUUAUAGAAGAAGCAACCUUGCCAGUAAUUACAGAGGCUGUCAAGUUACGCGUUUUAGGUAAUUUCAUACGUUAUUAUUUAAAAGUAAUAAUUCUUUCGCCUUUGAGAUCUUUUAUUGAAAUAAAAUUAGCCUUUCAAGUUACAAACGUCGUUUGAAUAUUAUACAUCAUGUCAUCAGUGUAUAAUACCUGGUGCAACUAACAGUUCUUGAAAACUAUUUCCCCUCCACUUGUGGACCGUUAAAUGGUAAUGUGCGUAUGCUCUACCAUAUAUUCAAGACUUAUAAAGAGGCCAUGAUCAAGCUUUAAGCCUCACAGCUUUUCCUGAAGAAAAUCUUCAAAUGCGCUUUAUGUCAAGUAUUACGUUUACCUAAUAAUUACAUACUUAGCCUAAACUAUUUUAUCUUUACAACAAUUGUGAUAUUACCUCCUUAACUGUGUUUAUACUAACCCACCCUGUCAACUUUCCCCUUGGGAGGAAACCGGAACACCCCAAGAAAACCCACGACUUUCGGUAGAGCGUUGACUGACUCUUUUCCUUAUCGAGAAUCGAACCCACGAACUCAGAGGUGAAAGGAGCUUGCUUUGGCGACUACGCCGCCGAUAUCCCAUGUACAAUAUCGUUAUUUUACUUACAGGGAAGGAUCAGUGAUUGCAACAUACCUAGCUACAUUUGAUCCAGCAAGCAAAGAAACGGUCUCAAAUGCCCAAGCUGCUAUACAAACUCAACUUAGCGAGAACGUUAAUGGAACUUUCCUUGGGCAAUAUCAGCUAUCCGGAACCAGGCAGACUGCAAUAAUGUAUCAAGGUAAGUCGAUCUUUUCAUUUCGUAAGGAGAAACUGUCGUCUUAGAAGCAUAUAUAGCCCGCGUGCAGGCCCAGGGAAGAAUAGUGGGCCCGCAAGCAAGACCCGGUAUUUUGUAAAACGCCCCUUUUCAUAACACGCCCCAUUCGCGCGUCAAUUGUCAAAAAAGAACCAAUGACAGCAACCCAAAUAGUAACAAACAAACUCGCAUUCAAAUGUUGCGGGGCGGGGUUUCUGCUUAUUCAGAAUAGAUUAUAGAAACAAUGUGUAAAUGCUGCGUUUUAACUCCAGAAAAGCAAGCAACGCAGUCAGUAGUUAAUUGCCAAAUUUGCAAGUGCUCAUUUUUAACGAAAAUCGGAACCGGCAAAUUAGGACGAAUUUCAACAGAAAACCAGUCUCAAACUUCAAAUCGUGAGGAAAGUCGUGCGGCCACAUUAGCAUUAAUGUGUGCUUCGCUGUCGCCAUUGUUAUAAAUAAAUUGUCUCACUUACUGUAUCAGAUCGUGUGUGCAAUUCUUGUUGGCGGCGGAAAGUACGAAAUUUAUUUCAGUUAUGUCAUUUGGUAAAGAUCUCGAGAAAACAAGAGAGCGUUCAGAGACCAGAUCGUUUCGUUUCAAACGGCAAUUACCGUCUUCUGUUUCGCUCUCUCAGCGAAGUCCUGGAAAUCGCAAAGUGUUUCGAAUAGGCUUACAUGCAACUGCCUCUAAAUCUUCACCGCGAAAAGCGCUGUUUUCUUCAGUGCAAGAACAGAGUCAACAUCAACCAAAAGAUAAUUUUCUUGAGGGACAUAUAACGUAUCAAGUCUGUUUGAAAUUAACGAAACUCAAGUAAAGAUUGCUAUAGCUUACCGCAGUGGUAAUGUUGCUAUUCCAACACUUCACGACAAGCAAUCCCGGUUGGCAUAACGGCAAAAACAUCUCUUCCUUCAAGUAAACGAUCGAUAAACAGUCUGUUGUUGUUCCAUUUUUAAAGUGCAUAUGACAUGAAUAUGAUUAUUUUCUUAAAUGAAAGAACUCUUUAAGCUGUAGUAUGACUUAUUUUUCAGUUUCUUGAUUUUGUGGUUUGACCCCGUGAUAUUUCAAUUUGUUUGAUAUGUAAAUGAGUGUGAGUAUGUCCCUAACUUAUGACGUCACUUUGGUUGCAAGCAGGGGCGUAGGAAGCACCUGGAGUUUGGGGGGGCACCGGCUUGUAGGGGCACAUUACUAUCGGAAAGGGCACCUAAAAAAUUUUUCCCGGAAAUGUUGUCGACGGGGGGGGGGAGAAAUUUCUCCUGAGGAAAAUUUUUCGUCGUAUCAUACCGAAAUUUAUGUUUGUGACCUAAUUUUUAAAAAAAAUUUGUAAAUGUCCACACAAAAAACGGCCAAAAAUGGUUCAAUAUCACUGCUAUCAUCCAAAACAAUAAUUUCAAACUUCUCUCACUGGUAAAUGUGAUGAAACACUGGAGAAAAACGUGAACUGAUAUCUACAGUUUUUAGAGUUAAUAGAUUUAUAGCUAGUGUAAUUUGAGCUUGCAACCAAAGUGACGUCAUAAAUUAGCGGACAUAUUCACACUCAUUUACAUAUCGAACAAAUUCAAAUAUCUCGGGAACAAACCACAAACACAAGAAACUGAAAAAUAAGUUACUCUAUAGCUUAAAGAGUUCUUUCAUUCAGGAAAAUAUUCAUGUUCAUGUCAUAUGCACUUUAAUCGAAAAAAUGAUCAGAUCCAAUUUUUAUAAGCUUAGCGAGAGCCUUUGUGAUGAAUCACUGAUCCAAUUAUAGAAUCCAACAAUUAUAGAACGCGCAAAGUACAAAAUACCGGGUCUUAAUGCUUGCAGGCCCACUAUUCUUCCUUCGGUGGGCCUGCACGCGGGCUAACAGUAAGAUGAGUGAACCAAAUUUUAAUAUUUUUAGCCGCGGAGCGUUUUAUGUCUGAUAAAACACGACGAGUGUACUCCAAAACACGAAAACGAGUGGACUAAAAUAUGUUUGGGAAAUUGGUAAUUUUGUAAUUAAAGUGAUCUUUUUAGGCGAUUUUUCGUUUGUAAAAAUAUUCUUAAAAAAUUAUCUUGUUACCAUGAUAACUACUUUAAAUACUUCAUGUUCGGAAAAUAAAUUUUGUCAGAAGGCGAGGGUUUCUGCAUGCAUGUAUUUUCUGGUUGCCUAACUAACCAAUAGCAAUGUUUUAGGAAAGUUUAUAUAUUCUAUCCGCGACUCGAACAAUAGGGUAAAAAUAUUGGCAAAAAUACAAUACAUGCACACGUGACCGGGAAGGACCAGAUUUACGAAUAAACGUUGACUAACAUGGAUAAUUAGUUUUAGUAUAAAAUUUGCAUAUCAAAUAAGCUUUCGCGCGUUCUGAUCGGCUAGUUGACUAGAAAAUCUGACGCUUUAUUUACCACCGGACUAUAGUAAAUAAUGCUUUUCAAAAAGAAUGAUUCGGCAAAUUUGGUUUCAAAAUCGACGAAAUAUUGAAAAAAUCGUCCCCAGAAAAAGAAAAAAGCACAAAAUGUUGUAUUUAACUUGAAAGGUAGGAUCCAUUAUUAUUUUACUGUAUCAAAAAUUUUCACGAACAAUUUAAAACUUAUUUAAAACUCCGAAACUUAGGUAACGUUUACUUCAAACAAAGAGCAAAAACUAUCCCGACUUUGGGAAAAGCCGUGAUAUUCUCUUUUAAAACAAUUUUGUUUUGUAUCCUAUAGAUGUCUCAAUUUGUACGAUCCUAUUUCUUUUGAUAUGUCGUGUUUUAAUUGUGCUGUAUGGUGUCCUGACGCUGUAUUGUGUUUUCGAAACUUGUAAAGUGAAAAGUGUUAUUAAAACUUUAUUUCGAACAAUAUAGUUUUACAUUUCAUUUUACCAAAUUUCUCAACCAUUUCCUGAACAAAUUAAUGCUAAACAGAAACUAUUUUUUAAACCUAAGUCUGGUAAAUAGUCAUUGUGUCUAUAUUCCAAGCAGAAAUCGAGAAAAACAACUUUGAAAUAAAGCAAUAAAGUCACACAAGAAGCCAUUUUAAAGUCCAUGCGUGUACAAGAAACACUGCAACACCAAAAUAGUAACCGUGAACUGGCCGAAAACAGUUUUAUUUCUGAAUUUUAAUUAAACUCAUAUUUGGAUAUUUUGUUUUAUUAAUUAAAAAUUUAUACUAAAACAAUUAUUCGCCUCAAGCUCAACGAUCAUAACGGUGAUUAUUAUAUAUCAAUAGUCAAAGUCGCAUUUUUCUAGUGUUUUAUUGCAUGGUUGAGAGCAUAUCACGUGAGAGUGACGAAAUUAGGCUGUCUCCCUUGCAACAGCGCGAGAGGGAAACAAUACGUUAUCGACCGGCGAGUAACAAAAAAAAUCACGUGCGCCAUCACGUGAAGAUGCGACCUUUGGACAUGCCUAGUAUGUAAUUAAAACUUUCACUUUAAGUAACUGUAGUGUAGCCAGUGUUUAAUAUAACGUUUUAACAAUAAAAUAUUUCAUGUAUUUACGUCCACAUGUGCUUUAAUUUGUUGUUUCUUUGACUAUUGGUAUAUAAUAAAACACUUAUUUACUGAGACCUCGGGAAAGCAGUGUGUUUUGUUGACCCUCGGCCGUCGAUGUUUCCCUCGGUUUCUCCUCGGGAAACAUCGACGUUCUCGGGUCCACAAAACACACUGUUUCCCUCGGUCUCAGUAAAUAAGUGAUAAUUAUUAUAUAUCAAUAGUCAAAGUCGCAUUUUUCUAGUGUUUUAUUGGUUGAGAGAAUAUCACAUGAGAGCGACGAAAUUAGGCUGUCUCCCUCGCAACAGCGCGAGAGGGAGAUAAUACGUUAUCGACCGGCGAAUAACAAAAAAAAUCACGUGCGCCAUCACGUGAAGAUGCGACCUUGGACAUACCUAGUACGUAAUUAAAACUUUCGGUUUAAGUAACUGCAGUGUAGCCAGUGUUUAAUAUAACGUUUUAACAAUAAAAUAUUUCAUGUAUUUACGUUCAUUUGUUCUUUAAUUUGUUGUUUCUUUGACUAUUGAUAUAUAAUAAGACACUUAUUUACUGAGACCUCGGGAAAGCAGUGUGUUUUGUGGACCUUCGACCGUCGAUGUUUCCCUCGGCUUCGCCUCGGGAAACAUCGACGGUCUCGGGUCCACAAAACACACUGUUUCCCUCGGUCUCAGUAAAUAAGUGAUAAAUAUUCACCUCAACUUCGUCUCAGUGAAUAUUCACCCGUUAUCAAUUCGCCUUCCGCGAAUAAUUGUUAGAUAUAUUGUUAUUCUAAAGGUUUCACAGCCAUCUUUCCUUCGAUAGGCAAUGAUUAAACGCAGAGUAAACCUAUGGUGGAAAUUCGACCAAAUGAAUAACAAAGCCUGCCAAGGCGCGCAUGAAGACGAGCAACCUACGAUUACGUAUAUCCUGUGUCAAAUUAUGAUCGUGUGCAAAACGUUUAUUUAGUUUCAACCGCUAAUGGCAGGACCAUAGACAAUCUUUAGUUUGUAGAGAUGCAACUACCUUAAAAAAUACGAAAAAUACAAGGAGAAUUUUGACGUUUCGAGCGAAUAACUGUCACUUCAGACGAAGGGCCUUCACUCCAAAAAUCAAAAUUCUCCUUAUAUAUUUCAGGUACUGGCACAGACAGUUCAAAAUUGAUGACCAUCAAUCUUUUUGUUUUUGUAAUUCGCAAGGCCAUGUGAUGUAUAGCACAUUUCUCCUAUAAAACAUAUUAUUCCCAUUAUAUUUAUGGUGCUAAAGACACAGUUCAGCCUUUUUGAAUGAUGGUUUUGAAGACGCAUUUCAGCCUUUUUAAUUGAAAAAACUAACUAGGAAAAUCAAUUAUACAUAAUUCAAGAUCAGUAAACUCAAUGUUUUUAACAAUAAAAAUGUUUUAAAAUGUUAAAAACAUUAAGUUUGCUGAUCUUGAAUUAUACAUAAUUGAUUUUCCUAGUUAGUUUUUUUUAAUUAAAAGAGCUGAAAUGCGCCUUAAAACCAUCAUUCAAAAGGCUGAACUGUGCCUUUAAAUCGUACAUUUGACUAUUGCUUGUGAGAAUAGCUAUAUACUGGAUGGAACAGGCUGUAGGAGCAACUUCGACGUUAGCAUGGGUACCUCUAGAAACUUCCCAAUGUCUUUUGGCAAAUUUUUUAUUCGCUGUAGUCAUUUGCUAUACCCAAUUGCAAAAUUGACUUCUUUAAGGGUUGAUUUCUAAAAUUUCCCCCGGCCUCCCCCUAGUUCACACGCUGCUCGCAAUGUAGGCUGGGAUGACUGAUAAUUACUUUGCCUAGAGGCAAGGUGGACGGGGAAACAUUUCAAGAUUUAUUAUUAUGUAACCUGCAAAAAUGUAAUGAUAUUUGAUUCCCAAAUAGAUUAUGAUGAAUGUAAUCCUGCAUCAAACAUUCAUAUUCAAGACUGUGGUACUGGAGCAACAUGUACUAAUGAAGUAGGAACAUAUUCAUGUCAAUGUGCUACUGGUUAUACAGGAACUCCGCCUAAUUGCACAGGUAUGUAUAUAAGAUGUAAGAUGAUAAGAUGUGAGAUAUCACAGGUGUCAUAGAAUAUUAGAUUAAUCGUUACUGUUUAAGUUAAAUGGUGGGGGUAAUGUCUCUCAAAGGUUUUAAACAAUAUAGAACAAAAUACGUCUUGACAUAUAGUAUCAUGAAACCACAGAUAUGGGUAAAAGCAAACCGUGAAUGAAUUCAAGAUGACAAUGGCUAUUUAUGCCAUACAAUCAAAACAUAGGAAACUUAAUGUUUUCGUCUCCGAUUGUGUUUUGUUUUUAUAUUUGUUUCUAACUAAGUAGAUUUAUGUAGUCGGGGCGCUAGGCUAUUUUUACAAAAAUAAACUAAAUGGAUGUCCGUUUCUUUUCCUUCUACAGCUUUUACAAUCCUACCAUUGUAUUUCGGUA
Molecule: messenger RNA, 14585 nt
Organism: Paramuricea clavata
Lineage: Eukaryota; Metazoa; Cnidaria; Anthozoa; Malacalcyonacea; Plexauridae
Source: the annotation of a GenBank genome assembly